AUGUGGCGGACUGCUGGCUUGGGCACGAGUGGGCACGCCCCGCGGCGGGGCACGGCCGCUUUUGCUGGCGCCCUACACACCCCGCCUCAUGUCAGCCUCCCGCUGGCCACGCGAACACCGCUCCUGCCCAAUCUUGGCUACAAUCGAAGGAGCAGUUUGGCACAUUUUUUGACCACCACGCGGAGACGGGUCUCCUUCCACGCCAGCCACGGUGUGGUGCGGUCAAAGACCAUGGAGAGCGCAGCGGCCCGUGCACGAAGGCACCGAAGGUUGGCUCUCUACGGCGUGGCCUCCCUCGGCUCUGUUGCGGGACUCUGUGUGCUCGGCAACGACGAGUUGGUGGCGCUGGCCGUGCAGCUCACGGCGUACCCCUACGCGAGGAACUACUCUCUGGACCUGCUCUCUCUCCUGCUACUCCACGAGCCCAACCGAGAUGUGGCGAUCGAACGGGGCAUCCUCACAAUCCUGGCCGCUCUCCCUGACGAUGUGGAACUGGCCAUGAAGGGCCUCAGUGUGCUGGCCACGCUGUGCAGCUCAGAGCAACACCAGGAAACGAUAGCGAAGCAGUGGCGGCCAGCGCUACUGGUCCUCAGUGGCGUAGAGAACGAGGCCGUGGCCGUGCUUGCCUGCAGUGCCCUGGCUCGCCUUGCCCAGCACGAUAAGAACCCGACGACGGUGCUCAGCAAACAGCACAUGCAGCCCCUGUUGACUCUGGCCAUGGUCGGCAAGCGCGGCCAGCAGACGGACGCGGCCAAGGCCAUCCGCGCCCUAUCGCCCUUCGGUGAUCUCCUCCUCCUCCGGACUUCUCUCACCGAAUGGUUCCCUGAUUACUGCUCUGUCGUGUGA
Molecule: messenger RNA, 846 nt
Organism: Acanthamoeba castellanii str. Neff
Lineage: Eukaryota; Discosea; Longamoebia; Acanthamoebidae
Exons: 6
Coding region: 1-846 (281 amino acids)
Source: RefSeq, a predicted model, not a curated record